Phytophthora sojae is the source of this 2526-nucleotide messenger RNA. RefSeq lists its product as hypothetical. The record is from RefSeq and is a predicted model, not a curated record. Bases 1 to 2526 code for a protein of 841 amino acids. Gene Ontology annotation, molecular function: ATP binding; RNA helicase activity; RNA binding. Lineage: Eukaryota; Oomycota; Peronosporomycetes; Peronosporales; Peronosporaceae. The transcript is spliced from 4 exons.
AUGCAGGGAAUCGACGCCCAAGUGACGCAACAACGCAAGGCUCCACCUAAACGGGUGGCUGACAAGCCUCAAGUGUUAAAGCACGAAGACGAUGAUGCAGACAGUUAUCUGGAGGAAUACGCACGGACCACAAAGAAGCCUCGUGCUGGCUUAUCCUCUGGCAACGACGACUCGGACGAAGAAGUUUACGCAACUGCCAAGCAACUCGACGACGCAGAUGCACCUGACGAAAUGGCGAAGAAGGUGAUGGAAGUUUUGGCUCCAAUCGACCAUUCCACCGUCCGCUACGAGCCAUUCCGGAGGAAUUUCUACUCUCUCCACAGUGAAACUUCGUCUCUCUCUAACCAGGAAGUGGCUAAGCUCCGGUUAGAGUUGAGCGUUAAGGUAGACGGAUCCGAUGUGCCAGCUCCAGUGCAGUCCUUUAUGCACCUCGGUUUCGACCGUAAAAUGUUGCACACGCUCAUGAAACUCGGACUAGAAGCGCCCACUGCAAUUCAAGCUCAAGCUUUCCCCGUUGCUCUUUCGGGUCGAGAUUUGAUCGGAAUUGCCAAAACGGGGUCGGGCAAAACGUUGGCGUUCACGUUGCCGAUGGUUUGUCACGUUAUGGACCAACGCGAGUUGCAACGAGGUGAAGGGCCCAUCGCUGUGGUGUUAGCACCAACUCGAGAACUUGCGCACCAAACGUACGUACAGGCGAAGAAGUUUCUUGCAGUUUAUGGAGCGUCGUGUGCCGCGAUUUACGGCGGAGCUGGCAAGUGGGAGCAGGUCCAAGCUUUGAAAAAAGGGGUCGAGGUGGUGGUUGCCACUCCUGGCAGAUUGAUUGAGAUGAUUCGGAAGAAGACUGCGCCGAUGAACCGCGUGACGUUCGUGGUGCUUGACGAAGCGGAUCGGAUGUUCGAAAUGGGGUUCGAGCCCCAGUUACGCUCCGUUAUGGGUCAGAUUCGCCCGGACCGCCAAACGCUCAUGUUUUCCGCUACUUUCCGUCGACGGAUUGAGGCGUUGGCGCUUGAUGUGCUUAAGAAUCCGGUGAAGUUGACGAUUGGUCUGGUGGGUCAAGCGAACGAGGACAUUCGGCAGAUUGCGGUGGUGUUGCCGGGUCAUGGAGCGAAGUGGCCGUGGUUGAUGGCGCGUAUUCGUGGACUAGUUGACGAAGGUCGACUGCUUAUCUUUGCUGGAAGUAAGGCUGGCUGUGAAGAACUGGCCAAGAACUUGGCGACGGCUUUUCCUUCAGCUCCAGCGCUGUGCCUGCAUGGCGAUAAAACGCAACAGGAACGAGCGGAGGCAUUGUCGAAGUUUAAACACGGAGAAUGCCGCGUUCUCGUGGCUACGGAUGUGGCUGCACGUGGUCUGGACGUUAAGGAUGUGAAGAAUGUGGUGAACUUUGACGUGGCGAAAAAUAUCGACACGCACGUUCAUCGUAUCGGUCGUACGGGUCGCAUGGGGCUGGAAGGUUUCGAGCCUGGAACUGCGUACACACUGGUGACUCGCAACGAGUCGCAGUUUGCUGCUCAGCUGGUGUACAACAUGGACGUCUCUGGUCAACCAGUUUCAGCCGAGCUGCUUGCUCUAGCUAAGAGAGAUUCGCGUUUCCGUCGAGGUGGAGCUGCAGCUCGUGGUAACGCACCGACUGGAAACGACAGAAGUGGUGGAGCGGGAUGGCAGAGUGCUCCUGAGAGUGCUGGACAAGCACCUGUUGUUCCAGCUCAACAACCGAACGAAAGGGGUCUCGAUGCGGAAGAUGCUGCGGAAUUGGAGCGGUGGAAUGACACUCGUCGCAAGAACAAGGCUGACCAACGCAAAGGCUUGGGUUUUGCAGGGAUGGCGAGUUCAAAACCAAUUGGAAGAGCUAGUGGGAUGAGCGGGUUUGUGAAGGCGUCUGCGCCUGCUGCCUCCUCGCUGGCGACUGCUUUUCGGUCGGGUUUCGUGAAGUCCACGCUGGCCUCCGACGUUCCCCGUCCGUCUCCACCUGCCCCGCCACCGAUGAGCUCGGUAGCUUUAUCACCGCCCCAAGCUCCAGCAAAUGCAUCGAAUUCGGGUGCUCUGGUACCGCCGCCACCGCCACCACACUGGUCUCGAGCUCGAGCGAACCCAAGUGUUGCGCCCUCCACGAUGCUGGUUCCGCCGCCACCUCCACCGGCCGUUGUGGCAUUAACACCUGAAGACUCAAAAGACUCCAGCGCAUCUACUGAGAAACCUCAGCCAAGCGGGCAGACUCAAGUAGCUCAUCGAGCCCCUCGAUCACAACAUGAAAGCGACCUACGGUCGAGAACUCAAGAUCCAGGAGUCGCCGGUGCCAUCGCUCUCGAUCAAGUUCAUCUGAAAGUGAUCGCGGACGACGUCGUAGAUCGCGCUCAAGAGAUCGUCGACGCCGACGAAGUUAUAGCUCUAGCCGCAGCAGGAGUCGAAGUCGGAGCAGGAGUCGCAACCGUGAUCGUCGUUACCGAUCACCUUCGCGAUCUCGCUCUCGAUCGAGACAUGGCCAUCGUAGGCGCUGAGAGCAGCAUGGAGCAGCGCUUGGGUGGCUGA